UUCCACAUCCAUCCCUCCCUCUUCUCAAUCUCUUGAUAUCUUCUCUUUCUCUAGAGACUAAGGUGUUUUAAUAGUUCACCAUGGAAGAUACGCUGGCGGAGUUGGUGGAGAGUAAGGACGAAAGACAAACGUAUUCGUUGUGGGCCAUCCCAACGGAUGAUGUGUCCUGUAGGAUCAAGAAGCUGAUGGAAUGCCUUCGGGCCGAGUUCGGUGGACCCGAGAUCGAGCCCCACAUUACACUUACGGGGUCCAUCCGUAUGUCGCCCGAUGACGUGCUCAACAAGUUUGAAGCCUUACAGGAUCCUAUCCAAGGGUAUGUUCCUAAAGUUGAAGCUGUGAUUACCAGGAGGUCCUAUUACCAGUGUGUUUGCAUCCUCUUUCAGCAACCCUAUUACAAGAAGAUGUAUGAGAUAUUAGAUUACUGCUGCAGACAUUUCGACAUGUACAGUCGUGAUUUGCCGCACUUGGCCCUCCUUUAUGGAAAUCUGACAGAAGAAGAGAGGAAAGGAGCUCAAGAGAAAGUGAGUAUUCUGGAUGAGAGCAUUACUGACUUGAGCUUCCCAAUAGCUAGCGUUGCAUUAUACAAAACCGACUACCAAGAUAAAACUCUCAAAUCUUGGGAAAAGAUUGCAGAAAAAAUCCUACGACCGAGAUAAUGUUCCUUCCACUUCUAUUUUGUAGAUAUUUAUUUCAAGAUAUUCUGUACAAAAUAUCACUUGAAUCCGAUUUCAUUUGACCACUCAAUUGAAUUAGUGAAAUUAUAGUACUUUCUUGAA
Messenger RNA from Prunus mume (Japanese apricot), 776 nucleotides. NCBI's taxonomy places the organism in Eukaryota, Viridiplantae, Streptophyta, Magnoliopsida, Rosales, Rosaceae. The record is from RefSeq and is a predicted model, not a curated record.